AGAACGUUAUCCGUGAACCGGGCACCCUCGCUCGGUCAAACGAUUGGACGGAGGCGUGAUUGUUUGGCGAAAGCGGAAGCGUUGGCUUUUGUAGGCAUGGGACAAUGAGCCUGGCAAGCUGCUGUUUCCAUCGCGAGUGGGCUUCUUUUUAGGGUAUUGCUGGGUACACAGAGCCACGGAUAAGGGGAACCAUGGAGGUGCCCUGUUACCUGUCCAAACUGCUGUUUGAGCUCAACGAGCAGCGGAAGCGAGACUUCUUCUGCGAUUGCAGCAUCCUGGUGGAGGGGCGUGUGUUCAAAGCCCACCGCAAUGUGCUGUUUGCUGGAAGCGGCUACUUCCGGGCUCUGCUGGUCCACUACCUGCAGGACAACGGACAGCGCUACAGCACAGCGUCGCUGGACAUCGUGACGGCCGACGCCUUCUCCGUCAUCCUCGACUUCCUCUACUCCGGCCGCUUGGCUCUUAACAGCAACAACGUCAUCGAGGUGAUGUCAGCAGCUAGCUACCUGCAAAUGACCGACUUGGUGAACUUCUGUAAAGAGUACAUCCACUCGUCUUUGGAGAUCUGCAACAAGGAGAAGGAGAGGAGCACGCAGAAAGAAAAGCAGGCGGACGACGGAGCGAUCGGACCUGCAGACAGCGGAACUCCGUCCGCGACCGUAUCAGGUGGCGCGGGCGUAAGAGGGCCUGGCGCAGAGGCUGCAGAGGCAGAUGGAGGGUCAAGUUUAGGUCCUGAGGCAAGGAUCUCAACAAGUACCCCCUUGUCUACUGCUGCCGCCACCCCUGCAGGCUCCAGUAGAAACAUGGACAGUGCUUACUCGUCUAGGGAGGGCUUUACGUCUGGGAGUGAAGAACAAAAGGGUCACAUGGAUCAGACUAAUCUCUCAUCCGCCUCAUCCACAGCCUUGACUCCGGAGUUGGUAAACCCUAAAAUAGAGUACGACCCUGAUGAGGAACUCGUAGAGUCCCCCGACACCAAAGACCUUGCGCCGUAUCCUGGGUCCUCCCUACAUGGCACACACCACAGCAGGUUACUUCUCCAAAGUCCCUCAGCCUCCAACGAGCGCUCCCCUUUAGGCUACAGCCCUUCGUUUAAUGCCCGGCAGCUGAUGGAGAUUCUGUCCAGAGGAGAAGGCCCCCGAGGGCCCAGUCUUUUAGGGGACCGAGCGGGCCAGUGCUUCACCCAAGGAAUGGCCAGCAGCACAGGAGGCAGCAGAAUGGAUGAAGGUUUAGGCUUUGUUGGGACGUCCAUAAUGGAGAUCCAGUCUGAUUGGCUUGGCGAGGACACGGGUGAUGGCUUGGUAGUGCCAGUGAAGCUCCACAAGUGCCCUUUCUGUCCAUACACUGCCAAGCAGAAAGGAAUCAUGAAGAGACACAUCCGCUGCCACACCGGAGAGAGGCCCUUCCCCUGUCCCAUGUGCGGCAAGAGGUUCACACGGCAGGAGCAUCUCCGCACCCACGCCCUUAGUGUCCACAGGCACUACUGGCCCGUUUCGUGCAAGAGCUGCAGGCGAACGUUCACCGGGUCGGGCGUGUCCCCGGGAUUGAGGCGCUUCGGCAUCUGCGACAGCUGCAACUGUGUGACCACCACGCAUGAAGACGCGGCGCCCGUUGACCCCUCGAGCCAGGCCGAGCCCAUGGUGCGCGCGGACGGGACCGCAGACUGGUCCAGCUUUAUGGACGACGUGGACGAGGUGGAGGUCGGCAGAGUGGAAGACUUGGUGGAGAAACAGAUCCUGGAAAGGCAGCUGGCCGAGUGCUCUGAUGUCAGUCACACACUGUGAAUUUCCCAUCCGCUAGUGACAAAACGGGGGGCCCCCGCUCCCUUACAGCAUCACUGCAAGGUUAUUUAUUUAGUCACUCAUCUGUGUCCGGAAUAUCCCGUCCAAAGCUGCCUUUCAUCUUGUGCCAGUGAUUUGUCGGCAGCAGGGAACCUGUGCAGCGUUUGUCCAUUCAUACGUAGAUGGAACUUUGAAUUUAAAACAGGCCAGCAGAAAGUAUUCACACGAAAACCUACAUAAGAUGGCCCACAAUGACGGAGAAAACCAUGUUCUCAGAUGUUUUUCUCAUUUUAUGAAAAAGUUAAAAUAUAAAAGAAACGUAAAGGUAUAGUGGACGAUCUCUAUUCGGCUUCCAGUUCCAUGAGGAUCACCUUAUCCAUUAGUUGUCUCACCUGCAGAUCACUGCGACGUGUUCGUCUAACGCUAAUGUGCCUGCUCGUUUUUUUUGCUAGUUCCCUCUUGCUGCCAUGCGCACUACUAGUGUUUAUGUAUCCAGUUAGUUUUGGUUUCAGACGUUUAUUGUAGCUCCACAACUCUCAUCGUAUACUUUGCCUGGUAGUUGCAAGAGGCAAACUGUCUUACAAGUUUAUGAGAGAAAGAGGAAGGAAGAAAUGAGACCAGAGUGUAUUUGGGAGAUCUUUUUCACGCGAUCCCCCUGAAGAGUGGAAGGUAAGACGGUCUUCCACAUGCGCAGUUACUCAAAAAGGGACUCGGGCGUUUCUUACCUACUUUUCAG
Fundulus heteroclitus (mummichog) is the source of this 2517-nucleotide messenger RNA. RefSeq names its product zinc finger and BTB domain containing 8B (gene zbtb8b). Lineage: Eukaryota; Metazoa; Chordata; Actinopteri; Cyprinodontiformes; Fundulidae. The transcript has 5 exons. Gene Ontology annotation, biological process: regulation of transcription by RNA polymerase II. Gene Ontology annotation, molecular function: RNA polymerase II cis-regulatory region sequence-specific DNA binding; protein binding; DNA-binding transcription factor activity, RNA polymerase II-specific. Bases 192 to 1784 code for a protein of 530 amino acids. The record is from RefSeq and is a predicted model, not a curated record.